GUAUUUUCGCAGUUCGGCCCCUCAAACAGUCAAAAACUCCUCCGCCUCUCGCAAUGCCGCCGCCCCUCUUCGCCUCCGCCACCGCCACCCGCUUCGCCGCCCACUGGGUCGCCGACGCCCUCGCCAGCGACGAGGCCCUCCACUUCUCCGCCAUCAAGGCGCUGGUGGGCGCCUCGCCGGAUUGCCUCGCUGGCGCCCCGGAGGCAGCGCGGGAGAGGGUGGCGCUCCGGUGCCUGCAGGAGGUCGCCUCCGUCGCGGCCGGGGGCGAUGCCGCGGCGACGGCGGGGGUGCUUAGGGUUGACGCCGCCCGCUCCUGCGAGGACUUGCUGCUUGAGCUCAUAGGAGAGGUCGGAAGUUCAGGAACUUUCGAGAAGGAUAUGCUUCAGCCAUUCAGUCAAGACAUCAAGAACAUUAUAUGUAUCAAGAAACCUACAUUACCAGAAACUUCAUUUGAGUUGCUCAAAGAAGUUGACCCAGAGAUCGCAGCUGUGGCCCCACCAUCCCAAUUGGAGCAGAAUGGCACCAACCAACGUGACGAUGAUCAGUCCUUGUGCAGCAGCCACGAUCAUGUAAAUAUAGAGAGGCCUAGGUUCCCUACAGACAAUGCUGAGCUUCAGCAAGAGACUCCAGCAGAUUUAGUCGAUGGAACAGAAGCAAGAAAUCUCCAAAAGGAUCCAAUCGCACCAACUUCUGUUUUUCACGAACCAUGUACAUCUGACGGUAGGUCUUACGAUCAUGUGCAAGAAGAUGAUAUGGGUGCUGUUGGUUUAGGUGCCAGGUCUCCAGAAAAGAAUCCUAUUGUGGAGGGGAACAUGCCAGUUGGAGCUGUGAAUGCUUCAGCUAGCUGCGAUGCGGCUUUUCAGGGAAGCAUUAGUGAAUCGGUGUCCAAGCAGGAUGCAGAGAAUCAUGCUACCAUUAUUCAACCACAAUCUCGUAGAGAAAAAUCUCCAAAUCCACCCCACCAUAUCGAUGGAGAGAAGCCACAUGAUGGUGGUGCCAACGAUCAGUCAUUGAAGGAUCCCAGCCAUGAAGGGCUGAACACGCGCGCUACUGUAGCUCCAGAUUUUGACAGAAGCAACGAUGCCUUACCAACAAAUGCAUCUGAACCUGGGCACUUGCCUGAGUUCAUUACUGCACAGGAUACAAACAUGAUUUCACAACCUCACAGCAGCAAAACUGAUCUGAGUGCUCUGCAACAUGAAACUGGUGAGAAAGUAAAUCAAGAUCUGGAUGAUGACAGUGCUAAUAUUCGACCAGUGGAAAAGGAUCAUGUUCAUGAGAAGCUGACUCUGCAAGCAGCUAGCUCUUUACCUUCUGUAAGCUGCAAUGAUGCAAUUCAAGGAGGUAAAUCUGAAACCAACCAUCUGCCAGGGAAUGCUACAGAGCAUACUACGGUGUUUGAAGAGCAAAAUGGUGGCAAGUCUCAUCUAGAAGUCAGUGGUGCUGACAAAGUUAAUCAAGCUCUACAUGAUGAUGGCAGCAUCUUGGAAAAGAAUACGGUCCAUGGAGGGCUGAAUGUGCAGACUGCUCCAAUGAGUCAAAACUGCAAUAUAGCCUUACAUGAUAAAAUUUCAGAAGCCAAUUAUUUAUCUGAGCAGAAUACUGGAAAGAACAGAACUGAUGUUCAGAAAGGUAGUUGCAGUACUUCUGUUUCAAACUCUGCUCAGGAUGGAGGUGGAAAAAGUGCAACAAAGACAUCAAACAAGGAAAAUCUUAGGGAUACUUUUACGGAAAUAUCACAUGUCCCUUCCCCAGAUGGUAGUUUCUGUGGCACUGCAGCUGCUGGUCUUCUGUCAAUGACUGACAAAAUGUCGUUCUGGCCCAAGGAUCAAGACACCAAUGAUUCUCUUGGGGCCUUGUCGCAACAAGAUUUGUGCAUAAAAUGUGGUAAAGAUGGUCAGUUGCUGAAAUGUAGCGUCUGCUUGUUAGCCGCUCAUGAUAGCUGUUUCGGUUCAUCGGUGACAUUCGAAGAGACCGACCUGUUCUACUGCCCGGUAUGCUUCUAUACGAAAGCCACUGAAGCAUAUCAAAAGGCAAAGAAAACAUAUUGUGAAGCUAGGAAGAACCUUUCUGCUUUUCUUGGCACAACACAAUUGGUCCGGCAACAUGAUGAGCAACUAACUGGAGUUCUGCCAAGAGCUGCCAACAGAGAGGGGCAUUUGAAUGUGUGUGAUCCAUCAAAAAGGAAAAAUAUCCAUCAAAAUGAAGCAGGUAACCUUGCUCAUCAGGAUGAAGAGCCUGAUCAGCAGCGGAAGAAGCAGAAAAUUUAUGCUACAGGUAAUGGUUGUCCUGAGGAGGUAGUCACUAAGAAGGCAUCCCCUGUUCGGAAUCCUGAUGUUGCACCCAUGAAUAAACAUUCUGUACUCAAGAAUAAUAGUAGCAAACGAGUUCAGGAUGCAGAGCAACAGCCGCAAUUGGAAAGCAAAGAAGCUGACGAAGAAGCUGGUAAUGGCAAUUCAUCCCAUGAAAAAAGUUCAUCCCAGAACAGAUGUGGUCCUUCUGCAUAUCAGGAAGUUGAGGCUGACAAAGAGGAUGGUCCUACAAAUUCUCACCAAUCUGGUGAUUCUGAUGAAAAAGAAGCUACAUCUUCAAAUGACUCUGGCAAGCGAUCAUCACCCCCUUGGCGUAACAUGAGACACAGCAAAGCAAGAUUACAAGAAAAGGAGACAGUGGUAUAUAGUAAAUCUAGAAAAACUGUUGUGCAGCAGGAUCAACACAUGCCUUCCCCAUCAAGAAAAAGAAAUUAUGCACCACACAAGCGUUAUUCCAAUCCUGUUGCACCAUCUGGAAGGCGUUCGAAGCUCUGUUGGACGGAGGAAGAAGAAGCAACUUUGAAGGAAGCAAUGGCGAAGUUCACCCCACAGGAGGAUGGCCCAACUCCAUGGGUUCGGAUACUAGAAUAUGGCAGGGACGUGUUUCACAGGACACGCCUCCCAUCUGACUUGAGGGUCAAGUGGAGGAACAUGAAGAAGAAAGAGGGCUCUUGACGCCGACAAUCCCACAUAUAAUGCAGCCAUUGUGUCAUGUUUAGUCUAACCCUUUCUUCGCCCCUUUGAGCCCAUCCGUUGCCAUCCCCCAUGGAAGAAUGCAAAUAUUGUGUGCUUACUCGCUGCAAGUAGGCAUGCAAAGUUUCUUCCAAGAACAAUGUUGUUUGCGUAUUAUAGUGAAAUAUGUAGCAUGAAUCAUCUGUCAACUAUGGGACUUCAUUUCUGUGUUGUGGGGGUGGUAGGGAUAUGUAAAGAAACUGUACAUAGUUGCACAAGUAGCUUACUGGUACCUUCGAUCCCAUGCCACACUUGUCCGAAAUUGGGGGGUUAUUGUAAAAUGAAAUGAAAUGAAAUGUUUGUCCUUCGCUGAAGAGUUAAAGAGGAACCCUGCCAAAUAUUAUGUGCACUGGCA
Molecule: messenger RNA, 3399 nt
Organism: Phragmites australis (common reed)
Lineage: Eukaryota; Viridiplantae; Streptophyta; Magnoliopsida; Poales; Poaceae
Exons: 6
Coding region: 54-2987 (977 amino acids)
Source: RefSeq, a predicted model, not a curated record